Molecule: messenger RNA, 702 nt
Organism: Protopolystoma xenopodis
Lineage: Eukaryota; Metazoa; Platyhelminthes; Monogenea; Polystomatidea; Polystomatidae
Source: the annotation of a GenBank genome assembly
AUGACAGCACCUUCCACCUCACGAGUGCUCAGUCACUCGCAAGUCAAUCGUUACCCAGCUGGGCCUGGUCCCGGACACCGUCCCACUUGGACACCUAUCGCCACUAGCAUCACAAGCAGCAACGAGACUGCGGUUAGUGGCUCGAAUACUUCUUCUAUUGGCCCUGCUGGCUGUUCCUCCGGCCAGUGGCAAAAUGUAUCGCCAACUUCAGGCGGUUAUUCUCCAGGUACGCCAUUUGCCUCAUCUUCAUCUGGCUAUUCGACUGCCAGUUCCUACCCAGCACCCUCUGGCUACUGUGUACAAAAUAACAACGAGGCAAGGCGACUUGAUUCCUGCGUUGCUGGCCGAAUAGACAACUUUGUACCAAGUGGUCGACCUGUUUGCGAACCCCUGGUAACUGGAGUCCCGAGCAACAGUAAUACCGCCGCGGCAGUCGGUGGCCAAAUUACACUGUCCACAGCUUUUGGGGAAAGAUCCAGUCCUGGUCUGCGACUGCAUGGUCCAACAACCUGGCUGACGCCCGUUUCUGAUCUCUCUCUAAUGUCACCUCCAUCGCCUAACUCGGUCUCCCCUGAAUUCUGUAAUGACGCUAGUCAACGAAUGAUUCCAUCGACUCGGUAUGUUAAUAAUAAGGGAGCUUUGUCCUUUCCUCAUAGCAACAACUUUGAUAAUAUCUUUAUGUAUCCUAUUCAUCCAGUAUAG